This is a messenger RNA of Centruroides sculpturatus (bark scorpion), 586 nucleotides long. RefSeq names its product lachesin-like. Bases 1 to 552 code for a protein of 183 amino acids. The record is from RefSeq and is a predicted model, not a curated record. The transcript is spliced from 3 exons. Lineage: Eukaryota; Metazoa; Arthropoda; Arachnida; Scorpiones; Buthidae. Gene Ontology annotation, cellular component: neuron projection.
AUGAAAUUAAGGGUGCGAAAUCUCCGUCCUGAAGAUUUUGGCUCCUAUACUUGUGUUGCCAAAAAUUCUCUAGGAGAAACGGAAGGAACCAUUAGACUUUACGUUCCACCAAUGAUAUGGAUACCUAAUCAGUUGAUAGGAGCUCCCUUAGGAACUGACGUCACUCUAGACUGCAAUUUGGAGUCACAUCCACGAUCUGUGACAUACUGGACCAGAGAGGGUGGAGUCAUGAUCCUUUCUAAUGCCAAAUACGACAGCAUGCUACUACCCACUGGAAUUUAUAAAGUGCAAAUGAAAUUAAGGGUGCGAAAUCUCCGUCCUGAAGAUUUUGGCUCCUAUACUUGUGUUGCCAAAAAUUCUCUAGGAGAAACGGAAGGAACCAUUAGACUUUACGAAAUCCCACCUCCGUCUUCAACAUCUUCUUCCCAAGGUCCAGAAGCCUUCCAUGCCAAGUCAGAGAAGUUACUAAAUGGCCACCCACCGAGUGCUAUGUCCAGACCAGCAGAGAAAGGUAACACAGUCACUGCACUUAAUCCUAUUCUAGUCCUUUGACAGGAACCGAGAAAAAGUCCCAAUUUUCAUCUCC